AACGCGCACGGGUGUUCCUUGAUCGCGACGUGAAUCCGCAGUCGUGUUUUCCGUUCUAACUUAUCUUCCGCAUGUUGGAUUGCUGCAUGCGCUUACGUACGCAUCGUCAGGACAAUGAACGGUAACGACAAUGCGAGGAUGUGGUUGCUAGAGUUGUAUACACUAUAUAAGUAACUCUGCUCGCUGCUACUUCCUAGCGACAUUGUCAUCUUGAUCAACCCUACAACAAGCAAGAGAGCUGGUCGAUCUUAUCUCGAGCGAUUUCAUACUCUAUUACUGCUUCGUAUCUUGCAACCGACUACGAUUCAAUUCAAACUGCAGUCAUGGCAACAGAAAAACAUAUCGUGGCAACAGCAUUGGCUUUGCUGCUGGCUGUGGGAUCUGUGCGAAGCUCAAGCAGUACCGCAGGCGACAUAUGCGAAUCUUUCCGCAGACUUUGUCAAAAAGAUUGGUACGGAGGAGAUGGGUUACGCCGAGAUACUGCGGGAGUAUCAUGUCACAGCAUUCGUGCACUGAUGAGACGCACUGGACAUGUAGUCUUCUCUUCUGUUCGAUGGAUUAACCCUACCCAAGUGCCUGGUCGUGAAUUUCAGAUUUACUGUGACAUGACAUCAUUUGGUGGUGGGUGGAGCCUCAUCUAUUCGAGUCGUGAUGAUUCUACUGGUAACAACAACAUGCAGAAAGGGAAUAAGUACACCGCACACAUCACUAGCCUCGACCCAGGAAAUGCAAACAAGCGUCUGGCGUACGACGUAUUUAAAGCCAUAGAGCAAAGCAGUGGAGGAUACGAAGAAGUGAUGCUGACCGGAUACAGAGACUACAGAUUUAAGAGUUCGUUGAUCAAGAUGUACUUCCACAAAAUUUCAACGUCAGGACUUACUUUCAGUCAGUUUAUAGCAAGAGGAAUGGGUGGUUACAGAAGUGGCUGUGGCACUUCGAAAUCUUACUACGGCACAGAAAUAAGCAGCGGCAAACCUAUUGCUCUCAGCUGGGACGACUAUGCUUUCGUUGCUGGAACGAUGUCUUCCAGCUGUUCCUGGGAUAAAGAAAUCUGGAAUGAGAUUGAUGCACGAGGUGGACAUUUACUUGCUCCAAAAGACUGGCAUCAUGCUGAAUCACACAGCAGUCAGUCUCGCUCUAGCGGAAGUUGCGAAAGUCGCGGUCUCUUUCACAUUUUCAUCCGCUGAUGAAGUCCAAAGGCUUCAAAUGGUGGAUGACUAUUGGUUCGUAGUUUAAACUAGCCAUUUAAAGUUUACUGUAAAUGAAAUGACAACACCGUGGUAGACAAACCUUGGUAGGCAUUACUAGUCUGUAGUAGUUUGGACACUGAUUAGCACUGCAAUUGAUAUUUCAAUAAAAAGUAAUAUUAAUCUGACAAUGUGGAUACCGUAUUUCUCCAAAAAGACUCUAUAGAGACUUUGAGUUAGUAUUUAUCAGCCACCUAAGACUCUGGGUUACUAAUCAA
Molecule: messenger RNA, 1465 nt
Organism: Corticium candelabrum
Lineage: Eukaryota; Metazoa; Porifera; Homoscleromorpha; Homosclerophorida; Plakinidae
Exons: 9
Coding region: 324-1187 (287 amino acids)
Source: RefSeq, a predicted model, not a curated record